CUGCCAAAAUCCAAAUAUCAAAUUAAAAAAAAAAAAUGUACACAAGUUGGUGUAAAUGCAAACUGCGAAGUCAAAUAUUAGAUGCAAGUUUUUAGUGAAGCACUGUAAACUGUAAUUACAAGUAAACUGCAUUAAUAAAUGCAACUCUCUAUUUAGAAUGAAAUAAAAAUUGCGGAGUUCCAAGGAGCAUAAAUUGUAGUAAUGGGCAGUCCAGAGCGUGAACUGUGUCCACCACCAUCAGAAGAAGAUGAACUUACUCUGCCACGGGCUAGUAUAAAUAAAAUGAUAAAAGAAUUAGUGCCAUCAGUUCGAGUGGCUUUUGAGUCGAGAGAAUUAAUAUUAAAUUGUUGUACUGAAUUUAUUCACCUUAUAAGCUCUGAAGCAAAUGAAGUAUGCAACCAAAGCAAUAAAAAAACUAUAAAUGCUGAACAUGUACUCACAGCUCUAGAUAAACUGGGAUUUAGUGAUUAUACAGUGGAAGCUGAGGCAGUCCUCAAAGACUGUAAGGCAGUUGCUGCAAAAAGAAGAAGGCAAAGCACUAGGCUUGAAAAUCUUGGCAUACCUGAAGAAGAAUUACUCAGGCAGCAACAAGAGUUGUUUGCAAAGGCUCGCGAGGAACAAGCAAAGCAGGAACAGCAGCAAUGGCUAUUACUGCAGCAACAGGGAUUGGUUGGAGCCGAAGGUACUCCACAACCAUAUAUUCCACCCAUGGUACCUAGACAAGAAGAUGAAGAAGAUGAUGACUACUCAUAAAUAUAUCAUAGUAAGUCAACAACUGAACAGCUAUAGAUUCACCACAGAGAAAAAUUUUUCACAAAAAAAAAAAAUUAACC
This is a messenger RNA of Zerene cesonia (dogface butterfly), 833 nucleotides long. It is a transcript of the gene NC2beta, whose product is annotated as protein Dr1. NCBI's taxonomy places the organism in Eukaryota, Metazoa, Arthropoda, Insecta, Lepidoptera, Pieridae. Gene Ontology annotation, cellular component: negative cofactor 2 complex. Gene Ontology annotation, molecular function: core promoter sequence-specific DNA binding; protein heterodimerization activity; general transcription initiation factor activity. The transcript is spliced from 3 exons. Gene Ontology annotation, biological process: negative regulation of transcription by RNA polymerase II; chromatin remodeling; RNA polymerase II preinitiation complex assembly. Bases 202 to 753 code for a protein of 183 amino acids. The record is from RefSeq and is a predicted model, not a curated record.